This is a messenger RNA of Gracilinanus agilis (Agile Gracile Mouse Opossum), 651 nucleotides long. RefSeq lists its product as uncharacterized. Bases 1 to 612 code for a protein of 203 amino acids. The transcript is spliced from 5 exons. The record is from RefSeq and is a predicted model, not a curated record. NCBI's taxonomy places the organism in Eukaryota, Metazoa, Chordata, Mammalia, Didelphimorphia, Didelphidae.
AUGACCCCUCUGAUCAAACUGACCCGUGGGAAGACUACUGGGCAUAUGAGCACAGCCUACCUGACCACCCACAUGCUGGCCCUAGAUGAAAAGAAGAAAAACAAGACCUGUCCCAUGAGGGGCAGGGACAGCUGCAUUUCUAGCAGCGGGCCACUAGGAAGCUUGCCGGCGCCUCGCAUUCUCCUCCUUCUCCCUCCCCAGCCAGAGCCCGAGUCGGAGCUAGAGCUGGAGGAGGUUCCCGGGACUGCACCCCCCUUCCCGAGCGCCGCGUCCCAGCACAGCCAGCCCAUCCCGCCCGUGGCUUUCUGGGGCCACGAGCGGCGAGACUCGCACACCAUCCAGGCGCCAGGGAAGAGAGUGGAGAAGCGCCCCUCGCUUAUCUUGGGGCUCAGCUCAGGUAUCACUCGCUCCAGUAAGCCUUUAUGGAUUCCCUCUAGGUGGAAAACAUUAUCACUUUCGAGCUCAACAUGUCACAGCAGUCAGGCUGACCAGCAAGACCUCGUUGGACAGCACGCCCUCCCCCCAUCGCCUCAUCCUUGGGCCUGGAUGACCCUAAACCUCGAGGACAGCUCCCUGAGGGCCAUUUCACAGCAUGACCACUUAGCCUCCUGACUGGGAGGCCCCGCCACCCCCCCUGCCCUGUUCUUACCU